CCGCGGAAUCCGCGGAUCGAUAACGCGUACUGUGGUUUCAAUAACACGUGUGCUCGAUCGACUCAUUUCGGUUACCGGCGCGAUCGAGAGAACUUUAUUACGCUCGUCGAUCGUCAUCGUUGGAAGUACCUAUACUUCCUAUAGGAAAGACGAACUGGAUGUGGCAACCGUGUCCGGAGCUGGCGGGGACGAUUGGUUUCGGCGACACGCCGGACGCGCGUCGCGCCGCAUCGCGACGAGAAGCUCGUCUCAAAUGCGGCCGCGUUGGGGAAAUCGAUCGACGAUCACGUCGCCGCCGACGUCGCUGUCGCGAGCGAAUCGGACGCGCGGACUUCUACCGAAACCGGUUUUCUACGCCAAGCGCGCCUCGCGAGAGAACGAUUUGCACGCGUGAGCCGCACGGAUGUCGUGACUUCUAAAGGAAAAUUCGUCCACGACACGUAAGAAACUAUCGUGGCAACAUUCGCUCUUCUUUUCUUUUUUCAAUGGAUUGCUGAUCUUCAGAAUCGUUAAAGACUUCUUCUCUCCGAUCUUCUUUAUAAGAUCUUAACAUUCAUAUGCCGCUGAUUCAGAGAUUCAAAGUUUUUAUUUUGAACGAGAAAGAAGAAUGCACAUUGGCAUGCAGUUAGACAGGGGAAUGAACAAUGACGGGCCAGGUAUAAUGCCUUACUGCAAUCGACGGCUCGCCACAAGAAGGGCGUCGCCUCCCACUGACGAUGAACAAAGUAUAUCAUCGGAAGCGGAAAACACAUCGCCACGUGGGUCGCCUUUGAAUCGCGGAGACAAUCGUGUAAAUCGACGUGCUGUCGCCGCACAAAAUGCCACGGGGAGAAGGCGACGAGGAAACCUGCCCAAAGAGGCCGUAAUUAUUUUGAAACGGUGGCUGAGCGAGCACAAAUUCAAUGCUUAUCCAAAUGACGUUGAAAAGGAGGCACUCAGCAGCCAAACUAGCCUCACGAUAAUGCAGGUGUGUAACUGGUUUAUAAAUGCUAGGCGACGCAUUCUCCCUGGAAUUUUGAAAGAGGCUGGUGAAGAUCCAAACCGUUACACAAUAUCACGUCGUACUCGUCGCGUAAACUCUAGCAGUCCCCUUCGGCAUGGUCGAAGAACUCCUCUCGAACCGAUUGAAGACGAUCCACCAGCACAAUGCAACGUAAAUUUUCCGCAACGUGGAUUGGAAGAGCCCACAUAUCGAAGCGAGGACUGUCCGAACGAUUACGAGAGCAGUUUGAACGACUACCACAGCGAGGAGGAGCAUCCUUUGAUACGAUGGCCCAACGUAAUCGUUCGUCCUUACGCUGAAGCUCAAGUCGAGCAAUUAGAUGGCGACGCUAUUUCUCAUCCGUAUGCUCGACGAAGGCCUAAUCCUUCAUCCAAUAUGGACAAUUCUGAGAGUUCUGCCCAAGAAGAACCUGCUGCAUACUGGAGCGCACCCCGUGAGCAUCUAGUAUCGCCCGUUGUUCAACAGCAUAUCGCAUAUCGUGGCCUGUCGACGCGAAGCCUUGAAAAUGCUUAUUUUCACGAACAUAAUGGUGACUCAUUCAAUAUGCUCGUCGAACUUGCGGUUAAUUUACCAUAUGCAAUUUCUUUACCCAACACGCCUUCACCAGAGUCUCGUCUUUCAACGUCUUCCCCAUAUUCGUCACCUUCGUCUUCUGUUCCGUCUUCUCUUCCAUCAAUGGAAGAACCUUUACACUCGAGAGAUACAACGGUAUCGUAAUUAUCGUUACUAUUGAUAAUCGCGGCUCAAUGGAUUUGACGACGAUGUAAAAGGUAAAUAAAAGACAAAAGUUCCUUUCAAAAACCUAGCAAAUUAUUACACUUUUUAGAAAUUGUUACAGUUAUAUCAACGCAAUCAUCAGUCAUUAUCGUCAUGUUGAUCUCAUUGUUACCAUUAAAGGGUCCUUUCUCUAAGAGUUGAAAAAAUUAGGCGUUUUAGGAAUGUUUUAAAGGAAACAUUGGACCAUAAUAGCGAAUGAAAGAAGAAAUAUAAUAUAUAG
This is a messenger RNA of Trachymyrmex cornetzi, 2000 nucleotides long. RefSeq names its product homeobox protein TGIF2LX. Gene Ontology annotation, biological process: regulation of DNA-templated transcription. The transcript is spliced from 5 exons. Bases 608 to 1720 code for a protein of 370 amino acids. Gene Ontology annotation, molecular function: DNA binding. NCBI's taxonomy places the organism in Eukaryota, Metazoa, Arthropoda, Insecta, Hymenoptera, Formicidae. The record is from RefSeq and is a predicted model, not a curated record.